Messenger RNA from Carica papaya (papaya), 983 nucleotides. The record is from RefSeq and is a predicted model, not a curated record. Lineage: Eukaryota; Viridiplantae; Streptophyta; Magnoliopsida; Brassicales; Caricaceae.
GAACUGAAAUUCCAAGAGCGAUCUAGCGACAAGCCUGCCAACUGCCGCCUGCGGCGAAUUUGCUCUUCACAGCCUUUCAGGUUUGCUUGAACGACACAAGCACAUAGCGUUUGUUCUUGGUUUCCCUUCACAUUUGCUAGAGCGAGCAACAGAAUAUGGGAGGGAAGGGGAGGAGGAGAAGAGAAAAAAACUAUCAAGCAGCUCAUGGCGGGCCUACUAGACUCCCGCCCCCUCCUGAUGCUUCCAAAGUCGACGCUUUGCCAUCUAAGCUCCGUAGAAUCAUGUCUUUCACUUCACCUUCUCCUCUAGGGUCUGGUAAGAUUUCAAAAGGCACUGAGGCAAUGAAUGGAAAACGAGGUAGUGAUGCCGUUAAGAAAAUUCUUCGAGAGAAUCAAAUCAGUUCAGAGACUAUGGUGAGCAAAGAUGGAGGUAAUGAUGAACAGGUAAUGUCUCCUAAGCAUGAGAAUAUUGGUGAAAUUGUGCAAAAUAAUGGGGAUGAAAAAGGAAAUAAAAAGAGAAAAAGGAAGCCAGUAAAGGAUCUUCGGUUUGAAAAGGACUUGGAACUAUCAGACCAUUCUAAAAGGCGAGAGCGGAAGAAGAAGUAUUGGGAAUUAAAGAAAAAGAAACAAAAGAAAGGGAAAACAGAAGAGGAUGUGGACUUUCCUGGACAUGAGAAGAUCAAAUUUGGAGAGGUGGUAGAAGCUCCACCAAAAUUGGUUGUAGUUCCGAAGGCACCAAAGAAUGUCCAUGAUGCUUCGAAAGAAAGGAUUCGUUUACAGGCUAUUGAGGCUUACAGGGAUCGGAAGGGAUGGACCUCAAGACCAGGGCUCAACUUUCCUCCCCCUGCUCGAACAUGGAGGCCUCCAUCAAUAUGAAGAUUAAUCAUGGUCCUGUACGUGACAGUUUUAUUCUCAUUGCUCAAUCUGAACCGAAAACAACCUAACAGCACAGCUGAGAAGAUCUUCAUCUGCCGGUAAGCGAAC